AUGCGUCUUUCGAAUUCCUUAUCGAUACUCUCGCUGUUACUCACAUCCUCCCUCGCCGAAUUACUCCCACGUACCUACGAAACCCAUGACUUCUUCGCCCUCCACUUAGAUGAUUCUCUAACGCCGGAAUAUGUCGCGGACGUUCUAGGAGCCCGUCAUGAAGGACAGAUUGGCAGUCUACCGGGGCAUCACAAAUUCUCCAUAACUCAAGAUCAGUCGUCCGCCGUUGAAUCGUUGUUGGAAGAUCUGCGCGGGUGGCGGAAAUUGAAUAAGCGUUCGAAUAUAUAUGACAAGCGCGGAGAUGGGCUGGAUGGUGUCCUCUGGUCGCAGAAGCUGGCUCUGAAGGAGCGUUUACAUAAAAGAGCCCCCGUUGAGCUGGCCGCGAGAGUCGGAACGCCAGUGGCGGCAGCCGUGGAGGCGCGGAAGCGCCUUGAGUCAGACCUGGCUAUCAAAGAUCCCGAAUUUGAGAAACAAUGGCAUCUGUUCAAUACAGUAGAAGUCGGACAUGAUUUGAAUGUCACCGGAUUAUGGCUGGAGGGCAUCACUGGAGCAGGAGUGGUUACAGCGAUUGUGGACGAUGGCUUGGAUCUGUACAGUGAAGACUUGAAGGAUAACUAUUUUGCCGAAGGCUCCUGGGAUUUCAACGAAAACUACCAAGACCCGAAGCCAUUGCUACGCGAGGACAAACACGGUACUAGGUGCGCCGGUGAGGUGGCAGCGGUCCGAAACGGCGUUUGUGGUGUUGGCAUGGCUUACGACAGCAAAGUCGCAGGUAUUCGAAUCCUUGGAAAGCCCAUUGAUGAUGCAGAUGAGGCUGCAUCCAUUAACUACGGUUUCCAAAGGAAUGAUAUCUACUCUUGUUCCUGGGGUCCUCGUGACGACGGUGAAACCAUGGAAGCUCCCGGCAUACUGGUUAAGCGUGCAAUGGUGAAUGGUGUCGUACAAGGACGCGGCGGGAAAGGCUCGAUUUUUGUCUUUGCUGCAGGUAACGGUGGCGGUUCUGAGGAUAACUGCAAUUUCGAUGGUUAUACAAACAGUAUCUACAGUGUCACUGUGGGCGCCAUUGACUGGCAAGGAAACCAUCCAACUUAUUCCGAAGCCUGCUCCGCGCAGUUGGUUGUUGCUUAUAGCAGCGGCGGUGGUAAAAAUAUCCAUACUACUGAUGUGGGUCUCGCUAGCUGUAGCGCUGGCCACGGUGGUACAUCGGCAGCCGGUCCUCUUGCAGCCGCAGCUAUCGCGCUUGCAUUGAGCGUGAGGCCUGAAUUGACUUGGCGAGACGUGCAGUAUCUCUUGCUCGAAACUUCGGUGCCAAUUCAAGCAGACGGCGAUGAGUUGCAAAUGACACCAAUGGGCAAGGCAUUUAGUCAUCAAUAUGGUUACGGAAAGGUGGACGCCUAUAGUUUCGUCCAUAAGGCUAAAACUUGGGAUCUUGUGAAGCCGCAGGCUUGGUACACUACACCUUGGUUGAGAGUGGAAAAGGAUGUUCCCCAAGGAGAUCAAGGCUUGGCUAGCUACUUUGAAGUGACUUCGGAUAUGCUGAAAGCUGCCAACCUUGAGCAGAUUGAACAUGUCACUGUCACUAUGAACGUCAAUCACACGCGCAGAGGCGAUUUGAGUGUUGAGCUGCGUGGUCCGCAGGGCAUUGUCAGCCAUCUCAGUGUUCCUAGGAGUAAGGACGCCACACAAGCUGGGUAUGAAGAUUGGACAUUUAUGUCUGUCGCACAUUGGGGCGAAACUGGCGAAGGAGUCUGGACCGUAGUGGUCAAAGAUACCGUUGUGAACGAUAAUACUGGGGUAUUCACCGACUGGCGCAUGACCCUCUGGGGGGUUUCUAUCGAUGCUGCUAUCCAAAAGCCCCACCCUCUUCCUGAUGAGCACGACGAUGAUCAUAAUAUUGAAGAUGCUGUCUACGCAACUGUCAGCAUUAAACCACAUACGCAGGCCACUCCCGCACCAACUGCCACCGACCACGCCGAACGGCCCACAAAGCCCACCAAUGUGGAAUCCGCUCCUACUGCCACACCCGGAGUCGCUACUCCUGUUGAUGAGGAGCUAUCAACAGAACCAACUACCGGUUCCGACACCGCACAGCCGACUGCGUCCACAUCUCCUGGAUUCUUACCGUCGUUCUUGCCUACUUUUGGAGCAACCCCUCAUACCCAAGUCUGGAUCUACGCUUCCAUCGCCCUCAUCCUCAUUUUCUGCCUAGCUCUAGGCAUAUACUUUUAUGUCCAACGCCGCAACCGACUCCGUACCAACCCUCACGACGACUACGAGUUUGAGCUUGUCGACGAUGAAGACGAUGCCGAGGUGCCGCUGGCUGGGCGACGUGGACGCAAACGACGAGGUGGUGAAUUGUAUAAUGCGUUUGCCGAGGAGAGCGACGAUGAGCUUCUCAGCGGAGAAGAUGAGGAUGAAGGUCCUUUCCGAGAUCAAUACAAGGAAAAGGACGGUGAACAUUAG
Messenger RNA from Talaromyces amestolkiae, 2463 nucleotides. RefSeq lists its product as uncharacterized. The record is from RefSeq and is a predicted model, not a curated record. Gene Ontology annotation, molecular function: serine-type endopeptidase activity. The coding region runs from base 1 to 2463 and encodes 820 amino acids. Lineage: Eukaryota; Fungi; Ascomycota; Eurotiomycetes; Eurotiales; Trichocomaceae. Gene Ontology annotation, cellular component: Golgi membrane; trans-Golgi network. The transcript has 2 exons. Gene Ontology annotation, biological process: protein processing.